This is a messenger RNA of Vicia villosa (hairy vetch), 864 nucleotides long. RefSeq lists its product as uncharacterized. The record is from RefSeq and is a predicted model, not a curated record. Lineage: Eukaryota; Viridiplantae; Streptophyta; Magnoliopsida; Fabales; Fabaceae. The transcript has 4 exons. Bases 136 to 588 code for a protein of 150 amino acids.
CUUUACUUUCAGAAUUUAAUGAAUACAAUUUUCUUCGUGGUUAAACCAAAAACCAAACAUUUGAUUAUGCAAGGAAGCAUCAGAAAAUCGAAAUCGUUAUUCUUCGUGAGAACGGUUUGAAUUUUGAUAACGAAAAUGGGAGACACAGUGGAAGAAACCAAAACCAAUUUAUCAGAGAAUUCCAACCCUAAUCCCAAUCCAGAAUCAGAAACAGAAACCCUAACAUUAGAUGGUACCUCCUUCAAUACCAACAAUCAGAGAGAAAUAUUGAAAGCAAUUGAAGUUGUCGAACGAGAUUCCUUCGCCAUUGCUCAGAGCUUCACCUCCGUCUUCGAAGCACUCCGAUUGUCCCUCUCUCAAUCCACCGACACCUCAUUACAUCAUAUUCAAUGCUUCACCGACGCCGCCGGUCAUCUUCAAGAAUCCGUGCUUGAUGCAGCUACUAAGGGGAAUCGAUAUAUAAAUUCGUGUCUCAAAUUGAAUGAGGAAAUGAAGAGCGUUGAUAGUCUAGCAUCACAAUUAAAAAUCCUGAGACGGCAUGUAGAUGUUCUGGACUCGGCUGUUAACAAGCUUCUUCAUGUCUCUUAACACCUGGGAAUGAGAUUCAGUCCUAUAUAUAUAAAACAGCCUUUUAGAUGAAGAAUUUGAAAAAUGUAUGUAUCUAUAUGUAUUUGAUAUAUUGUGCUGGGUUAGUGAUGUGCUGACAGAGCAACAUUAUUUGGACAAGUAAUAUUAGGGCAGAGAAUAUUGUGGUUGUGAUUUAAAUUGUUAGGUGCUUAUUUCCCAAAUUACUGUUAUUAUUACUACCAUUAUUCCUAGCAGAUAGUAUGAAAUGGUUGAAGUUUCAGCUGGUGAUUUAUGACU